UAGGUGUCGUUAUCGUGAUUAGUGUACAGGACAAAAAACAUGUAGUGUUAUCGGUACAUGUAUCAUACAUGUAGCAAUGAUACCCGACGUUGUAAACGUAGAAAUUACUAUAGAUCCGUUGGAAAUAAAGCGAAAUUCUUUCAAUGACUCAGUUUUGGAAGUGAUCAAGGCUGUAAGACCUGCGUGGUUUGCAGGCGGCGAUGUGCAAGACCAGGUGAAAUGCAAGGAAUUUACUGGUGGGAUAUCUAAUAUACUGUUUGGGUACUACCAGAGCUGGGAUGAUGUGGUGCUGAUGAGGGUGUACGGGGAGGGCAGUGGGCUGAUGAUCGACCGCGACCAGGAAAAAAUCAACAUCCAGAUACUUCAUGCAGCUGGCAGAUGUGCACCAUUGUAUGGCACGUUCAAUAAUGGCGUAUUGUACGGCUUUGUCCAAGGGGUGACAUUGGAAGUGGACACAGUUCGAGAUGAACAGAUUGGAAAAUUAAUAGCCCAAGAAAUGAUAGAGCUACAUAAAGUAAAGGUGCCAAACCAGGAGGUCAGAUCUGGUCUCUGGAAAAAAAUGAGCAGAUUUCUGGACCUGGGACCAGAUGAGUUUGCAGAUCCUGAAACUAAUAAGAGGUAUAAAGAAACUGUGAAAUCAAAGGGAGAGCUUCGUGAAGAAUUGGCUAUGUUACAAUCUCACCUUGAAGUUUUAGACUCACCGGUUGUGUUCUGUCACAAUGAUCUAUUGCUCAAAAACAUUUUAUAUGAUCAAGAUAAAGGUUGUGUGCAUUUCAUCGACCAGGAAUAUGCAAUGUAUAACUAUGAGCACUUUGACCUUGGCAACCAUUUUUGUGAAUAUGCAGGUGUUGAUGACGUUGAUUUUUCCCGCUAUCCGGACCGAGCACACCAGCUGAGAUGGUUACGAAACUACCUGGAGUUAAAAGCUGUAGAUGCUGGUCAGCCAGAUACUGUAACAGACCAGGAUGUAGAAAGAUGCUACGUCAUCACAAACAAGUUUGCUCUUGCGGGACACUUGUUCUGGGGAUUGUGGGGACUGGUACAGGCAAAGAACUCUUUAAUUGACUUUGGAUUUUUAGAAUAUGCACAAAUGAAACUGGGUGAAUAUUUUAACCGAAAAGAAGAGUUCCUAGCAUUAAAACUACCUGAGUGACCUGGAGUCCAUCUUCAUAUUAAUCAGCAGAACAACCUGGUCACCUAGGAAACCAUGAAGGAACGAUUUGACCAGAUUUAUUUUGGCAGAAGGAUGAUGAUUUGCUCACCCCUUUCUUCCCUUUUAUGUCAUUCACAAUAAUGAGAAAUUGUAACCAUGAAACAGAGAAUGGAAAUUUUAAUCUUGGUGUUUUACAUGGUCAGCUCACCUGAGCACUUAACCCUUUCAGUGCUGGAACCGAAUUUUGAAGGCCUUUGCAAACAGUUUGGAUCCAGAUGAGACGCCACAGAACCUGGCGUCUCAUCAGGAUCAAAACUGUUUGCUAUUCUGAUAGUGUUCUUUGAAAAAAAUCGAAGAAAAUGCUAAUUUUAGAAAUUCAGCAGAAGACAUUUUAGCAGACGACAAAUUUCCCAGCAUGCAAAGGGUUAAUGUUGAUGUUUAGCUUUUAGGAAACCAUGUUGGCCUUGUUUGUAUAUCAAUGCUGUUGUGAGUGCAUACAUGAGGGUUAUAGUCUUUUCUUUUAAUGACUUUUCUCUCUGAAUAGCCAUACACAAUCCUAAUGAAAUCAUACAUAUGUAAAUGAAAUUCAAACGGAAAUUUUAAGGAGUUGAGAAGUCUUCAAGUACAUUUACACACCAUGUUGGAACUAAUUGAUUGUUUGGGAAUCGUUUUAAAAUUAAAAUAAAACACAUUAACAUUCGCUUUGGAUCAUAUUAUUGUAUUGCCCGGAUGCACAAGAGUGUAUAAAAAACAAAUUUUUGUUAGCUAAUUGCAAUGCAACUCAAUGUGUAAACUAUUAUAACUAGAUCUGUCAUUGUCAUGUCAGAUAUACCCUUCACAUUGCAUCAAGUCAGAUUAAAAAGACAAAAAGGCAGUGAAAGUGAAAAGCUGAUUCCCGAAAUUAAAACUAUUCCUAUAAAAAUUUGGCUUGAUACAUCAUAUAACAUUUGAGAUAUGCCCUCAACAAAAUUACUACAUGAAAAUUUACGAGGACAAUAACUAAAAGUACGACAGCAGGAGUAUUUAUUGUAUGUGCACUUAACUUCCCAAAUUUGUGAUCUUCCGCUAUGUAGCUUUUUUAUGUCAAGAAGAUACCUGGUUUAUUUUGCAAAUAAUACCCCAUUCAAAUUUUAUUUUAAAUUCCAUAUUUGCAUCAAUACAAUAUAUUGAUGUGUUCCUCAAAAGCCUAUCCAGCCAUGAUAAAUAAAGUUGAAUUUAAAUGUUGUUUUUUUAAGCUGCCUGACACUGGCAUCAUCCCACUUCUGCAUUAAAAUGCACUUUCUUUUUAAAGAGUGCUUACCAGGUAUCUUAUUAUUAUGCCCCCGAAGGAGGGCAUAUAGUGAUCGCACUGUCUGUCUGUCUGUCUGUCCAUCACACUUUUGCGUUUAGGUUUUGAAAAAUGCUCAAGACUUCAGAUGUUACCUUCAUAUUUGGGAUGCAUGUGUAUAUGGACAAGGCCUAUCCAUGUGCACAAUUGUUUUUACCCCUUUGACCUUGACACUGAACUAAGGGUCCGCGUUUAGGUUUCGAAAUCUGCGUUUAGGUUUCGAAAAAGCCUUUUUUGGGGGCAUAUGUCUUUAGAUGGAGACAGCUCUUGUUUUCUGUAUUAAAUGUUAUCCACCAAAGCCAAGUAUGUGAUAAUAACUGCUGUUCUGAAUAUGCAUUGCAUGUUACUUGUAAUAUCUACCUCCUACCUACCUAUCUAAGUCUUUGGUUGUAACUUAUUGCUGAUAUUUUUGUUGUAUGUCGUGUAUGGAGUCAUUUGAUAACACAUAUAACAUUCCCUCAUACUUUAUGAGUGUUACAUAUAUAAUUGCAUUUUUAACAUUGCAAUUCAAGAAAUGGGAAUUGCAGAAUUCAGAGCUAUUAAAUAUCAGCUAAAGAUCAAAUGUUGGUUCUAUAAAGAUUACAAGUUUCCUUAAAUUGGUUUAGUUUUGAUGUAGGUUUGUUGCCAGAGGAUGUUUAGUUUUGAUGUAGGUUUGUUGCCAGAGGAUGUUUAGUUUUGAUGUAGGUUUGUUGCCAGAGGAUGUUUAGUUUUGAUGUAGGUUUGUUGCCAGAGGAUGUUUAGUUUUUACUCGAGAAUGUCUGUGUAGAGGUAAACUUUUAUGACAAAAUUAGUGUCUUGUUCUGAGAAAACUGGGCUUAAUUCAGUCCGCACAGGCUAAUCAGGGACAAUACUUUCCGCUUUUAUGGUAUUUUUUGUUUCAAGGACGUCCCUUCUUACUGAAAAUCAAGUUUAGGCGGAAAGUGUCGUCCCUGAUUAGCCUGUGUGGACUGAACAGGCUAAUCUGGGACGACACUUUACGCACAUGCAUUAAGCCCAGUUUUAUCAGAACAAGACACGUAUUUAUAAAGUACAUCAUAGAAUAGGCAUAUUGUUUUGCAUACUGGAAGGUUUCUAAAAUUGGCCUUAAAAGAUCAUUUUAAAUUUCCCUGAAUUAUCAAGAGAAUGUUCAUUGUUUUUGCUCAUGAAAGAGUUAUAACUGAUACAAAUGAAGUUACAUUUGAAAAUCCAUAAUAAUUAUAUUCCAUAGAAUUUUCUGAAUGAUAUUAUAUAUUUUAGAUUGCUUGUUUACUUUCUUUCCCUUUCAAUGUGAUAAUGUCUGAUGGUAUUGAUAUACUUUCUAUAUUUCAAAUAAGGCAUCAGCCAUGUUGUUAUUUAAAGAUUUCUUGACAUUCAUAUACAAUGUACACAUGCAAUUGCUUUGCCAUGAGAUAGCUGUAUUGUAUGAAUACUUUUAUUUGAUGUGCAAAUGUUAAAGCUGUGUUUGUACGAAUCACAGAAACAAUUUAGUUUUAUUUGCAUAGAUUUUGUGAAAAUGGCAUUCAUAUCUAUUGUUAAUUUUAAAUUUAUUGCUUUACUUAUGGUAUUUGGUGUUACAUGUAUUUAUCAUGUUAAAAUAUAUUUUUUUUAAUUGA
This is a messenger RNA of Dreissena polymorpha, 4072 nucleotides long. RefSeq names its product ethanolamine kinase 1-like. Gene Ontology annotation, molecular function: ethanolamine kinase activity. Gene Ontology annotation, cellular component: cytoplasm. NCBI's taxonomy places the organism in Eukaryota, Metazoa, Mollusca, Bivalvia, Myida, Dreissenidae. The coding region runs from base 77 to 1153 and encodes 358 amino acids. The record is from RefSeq and is a predicted model, not a curated record. The transcript is spliced from 9 exons. Gene Ontology annotation, biological process: phosphatidylethanolamine biosynthetic process.